Messenger RNA from Ostrea edulis (European flat oyster), 3833 nucleotides. Its product is annotated as xaa-Pro aminopeptidase 1-like. NCBI's taxonomy places the organism in Eukaryota, Metazoa, Mollusca, Bivalvia, Ostreida, Ostreidae. Gene Ontology annotation, molecular function: metalloaminopeptidase activity. Bases 1411 to 3615 code for a protein of 734 amino acids. The record is from RefSeq and is a predicted model, not a curated record. The transcript is spliced from 22 exons.
UUUAUGUUAUCUGGUGGCGCCCAGUUUUUAUUGGUGGAAGAGAGAACCCAGAUACAAUGUACCUGUGAAGAAACCACUGACCUUCCGAAAGUAAACUGGGAAACUUUCUCACUUACCGGCGCGAGCGUGAUUCGAACCCGCGUCGACAGAGAUGAGAGGCCGUGUGAUUUUGAACGCGAUGCUCUAACCACUCGGCCACGGAGGCCCCACCAGGGUAAUAACAAUAAAUAAAAGAAAUACUUUUGAGGUGGACUGGAUAUCUACAGACAAGUUCGCAGAAAUAGAGACCCUCCUUCUCAAUUUUGGAACUGAUUAUGCGCAAAAUGAAUUACUAAUAAUGAGAUAUUUGUCCAAAUGUCCAAUGGUCAAUUUGGUUUUCUGACCCCCCCCCCUCCGAUAUUCCUUCGUACGAACCCAGGCUCAUAUAUACUUUGAGUAACAUAGACACUCACCACUUUAAUAGUUGAAUAUAAGUGUACCAUCUUUAUGUACAGGUAUAUAUUAUGAUAGAUAUAUUCUUAUUUGCCAAUUAAUAUUGGGAGUGUCCAUGGCAGAAGUUGGACAAGUUAGCAAAAACCUGUAAGGAACUUGACAUUUUGUUUUUGUUUUUGCUGUGGGAGAAUUUUGAACGGCAAUAAAACAACAGCGUUGAAAGCAAACAGCUUUUAAAUAUAAGACGAUGAAUCAGGAUACAAAUACCAGCCAGUGUGGUAAAGGUUACCGCUAAAUAGGGCAUUUAGUGGAAGCUUCCGAGCCAGCUAGUCUGGUGAAUUUACAACAACAGCAUCAACAAUAUAGAUAUUUGUCUAUAUUACAGACCUAGUUAAAUGAUUUACUUUACAAAUUUGCAAUACAUCGUCUUAUUUAAAUAUGUAUGCGCCAAUGGUUUUUAGAAAUGAAAGUAAGUCACGUCAUUUUUUUUCUUUCAACAACAUCACCGAUCUGUCAACUUGACCAGAACCCUAUAUGACAAAAUAUUAUUAUAAGGAAGCCGGUUGAGCAGAAAUAUAUACCCCGAAAUACAACUUCACUACAUAUAUUCAUGAUUUGCGAUAUAAAUAUAACUUUUCUAAUUAAGUUAUCUAUAUCACUACAGCAUUGAUAAUCUAAGGAACAUAUAUUAUAUAUAAAGAAAUUAAAGUAUACGUGAACAUAUUAAUGAAACAUGAUUUAACCAUUUUUAAAUAUAUUGGCACAAAAUUUAAACUUUUUGAUUUGUAAAAAAUGGAAACAAAGUGACAUAUUCUGUUUUUGUUUCUUUCUUCUCCUAUAUUUUGUUUGUGUUUGUUUUUAAUUUGGUGUUUUCCCAUGACGUUAACACCCCUCUGUACCUAAAGAAAAUACGUUUGACCCCGACCUACAUUACACAACUUAUCCAGAGAUCUAGAAGCACACGCUGGUUGGAGAAGAAUGGAAGCGCUUGGUUCUCUUUGGAUUUUUAUGCUGGGAUUAAUCUGCGUCCAUACAGUGGGUGUUCAAAGCGUGCAUGUUGACGAGGUUCAUCACCGAGUGAAACGCGCUUUAUCCACAAGCAGAAAAUCAGAAAUUCGAAAUUUAUCUCCAAACGACAGGCCAUCAUGCCCCCAAGAACAGCCCGCUCCACCAAACCGAAUAGUGACGUCACAGAGACUGACCGCCCUGAGAGAUGAGAUGAACGGUGAAGGGAUACAUGCCUAUAUAAUUCCGUCAGGGGACGCUCAUCAGAGUGAGUACACAUCCCCAUACGACCAGAGGAGAAGAUUCAUAUCGGGAUUAUCGGGAUCUGCCGGUUACGCUGUUGUGACAAGUGCAAAAGCGGCAUUGUGGACAGAUGGUCGGUAUUUUCUGCAAGCGGAAGCCGAGAUGGACUGUAACUGGAUUCUAAUGAAGCGUGGUGUAGCAGGUGUCCCAUCCUCCACUGAAUGGCUGAUAUCAGUUCUAGAAGGCACAACAAACGCCAAAGUCGGAGCCUAUCCAUUCUUAAUGGGCAGCAGUAGUUGGGAAUAUUAUGAGGAAGAACUUGUUAAGGAAAAUAUCACGAUGAGAAAGACAAAUGCAGAUUUGAUUGGCAAAAUUUGGACAACAGGACGUCCAGCAGAACCGAAUUCCCCAAUUAACGUUCUACCAUACAAAUUUUCUGGACGCACUUGGGAGGACAAGAUAAUCGACAUGCACAAGGCAAUGAAGGAUAGAGGCGUUGACGCGAUGAUUGUCACUGAUCUUGACGAAACAGCUUGGUUAUUAAACUUGCGAGCAUCUGAUAUUCUAUACAGCCCGCUUUUCCUGUCUUAUAUCAUCGUAGACAGAAAAAUGAACCAAACAACACUAUAUAUAAGAGACUAUACCAGUAAGCUGACUCGAGAUCCCACCGACCCAGAAUCAACUCAGAAAUUAUAUGAGCAUCUUAACACAGGAAGAGAUGGUUCUUGUGGUGGAAAGACUGGGUAUUGUGUAACGGUUACUGAAUAUGAUCCAGUUGUAUUGACGAGAAGAGUGGAGAGCGUGGUCGCUAACAGUAGGAAAGUGUGGAUCUCCCCCUUUUGUAACUACGGAUUGUUCUCCCUUGUGCCAAAGGAAAAACGGCUUCAGAAAAAUACACCGAUAAGUCUACAAAAGGCAAGGAAAAAUGAAAUAGAAAGAAACGGAAUGAUCAAAUCACACGUCCGUGAUGCAGUUGCAUUGAUAUCAUUCAUGGCAAAGUUAGAAAAGGAGGUAAAAGCGGGAAAGAAAUGGACAGAAGUGUCCGCAGCCCUGGACUUGGAAAGAUUUCGAAAAAGACAGAUAUACAACCGUGGGUUGAGCUUUGAUACUAUAUCUUCAAGUGGUUCUAAUGGAGCUGUUAUUCACUAUGCACCUACUAAUCUCACUGACAAAGAAAUCACAACAACGGAGAUGUAUCUUCUAGACUCUGGAGGACAAUAUUUAGAUGGGACAACAGAUGUCACACGGACCUUUCACUUUGGAACCCCUACAGACUUUGAAAAGGAAUGCUACACACGCGUCUUGAUGGGAACAGUUGAUCUCGCAAGUGUUAAAUUUCUGAAAACUAGUUUUGGACCCUAUGGUCGUGAACUUGACAUUUUGGCCCGUCGUCCACUCUGGAACGUCGGACUUGAUUACAGACACGGAACAGGCCACGGGAUCGGAAUGUACUUGGGUGUUCAUGAAGGUCCAGCACGUAUUGGUAUGAAUGGCAGACAACCUUCGUAUGAUUCGCCAAUAGAAGAGGGUCAAUUCUUUUCUGAUGAACCUGGAUACUAUGAAGACGGGAGCUUUGGUAUACGGUUAGAAAGUAUAAUGGUAGCCAAGAAGUUUGAUUUGAAGUACAAAUUUCCUAAUUCGGAAUUUCUUGGAUUUGAAACAAUCACUAUGGUGCCGUUUGAACCACACCUUAUAAAGUAUGGCAUGCUGACCAAAGAUCAGACCGAGUGGAUUAAUACCUAUCACAAAACAGUGCAGGAUACCAUAGGUCCAUUGUUGAUAAAGAAUAACCGAGAGGCUUAUGAUUGGUUAGAAAGACGAACAAGGGAGAUCACUCACAGUGUUAAUGCAGCGACCAAACGAUGUCAUAGUUUCUCCAGUUCUGUAUCUAUGUUAACGAUGUAUGUAUCGUUCUUUGUAUUGCUCACAAAGUGAUGAUUUUGAAAUUGGUGAGCUUAUCUAAUAAUUAUUAUAGGUGUGAGUGGAUGUUUUGUGUAUGCAUGGAUGCUUAUUCUAACUUUUGAAACUUGUUUGAAAACACGGAGACGUACAGUUUGUAUUUGUAGAAAGGUACAUUUGAAUUUAUGAAGUGUAAUUGUAAAUAUUUACAUUCCACGGUAGUAUCGUUCCUAUUAAAUGACUUGUAUAGUGCA